AGUUUGGAGUCUAACUUGUUCCAUCCAGAUCCAGCAGCAAACUCCCUCAGAGCUCAGGGCGGAUCUGAACUCGCUACAAGCCAUGAAGACCGUGAAGAUGCUGGCUCUGCCCCUGCUCAUCACCGUUUUGCACAGUCCCAUCUGUCUAUCGGUGACUGUUAGCAGCAGUAAACCCAAAGUGGAAGUUCACGAACACACAGAUGCUGUGCUGGCUUGUGAAUUCCGGACAGAAAAAGAUCAAAACCCUCGAAUUGAGUGGAAGAAGAAAGGAAAGGGGGUGACUUUUGUUUAUUUUAAUAACAAAUUCGCUGGAUCUUUUGCAGGACGGGCUAAGAUGGAGGGAGCAACGCUGACGAUACACUCUGUCACUCAGAAAGACUCAGGAGAAUAUCGCUGUGAGGUGACUGCCACAGAGGACCACGUCAACCUUGGGGAGGCUACUGUAACCCUCAAUGUGCUCGUACCUCCUCAUAUCCCGUCCUGUGAGGUGCCAAGCUCUGUGUCUGUUGGCUCAGGCCUGGAGCUUCAGUGUAAGGAUAAGCUCAGUGUUCCUCCUGCUACCUACCGCUGGUACAAAGAUAACAAGGCUCUGACGGCCACAGCAGAGAGUCCUUACAGCAUCGACUCAAACAAGGGCACGCUAAAGUUUAAAAGUGUGUCCAAAGCAGAUUCAGGGAUGUACCGCUGUGAAUCCUCUAACAGCGUGGGAGCACCAAAAAGUUGUGUGGCACAACAGCUCAAAGUUAUUGAAUAUCCUUUGAAUAUGACAGUUUUAAUAGCAGGUGCUUCAGGAUUGGUGGCGCUCAUCCUGUUCUGUUGCAUCUGUGUUUGUAUCUGCCGCCGCCGGGGCUGCUGCAAGAAAAACAAGAAGACAAAAAGCACCAAGUCCUACAACCCUCCACCUCCUCCACCUCCUCCAACCCGCAACCUAAGGCACUACAAACAAACUCAGUCCUUCAUGAUCUGAGGAGGAAACACUGAUUUUAUCAAAAAUCUGAAGUGUACAGUUACUGCUUGAUUUUGGACGGCUGCCCACUGCUUUCUGCGAAGGACACGCUGAUGGAAAGACCUUUAGACCUCAGGAAAAAGCAAAGAGUCGCAAAGAUUUCGCAAAGACCUUGUUGACAUCCAAAUGCACUACUUUAUACCUUUUUUCAAAUUGUGUAAGAUAUUCUUCUUAAGCUCUUUUGUGCUGUUUGUAUGAAAACAAUUUUAAUCUUGCUUGAAGAUUUUCUAAGAGCUGUCAGGUUCAGAUCCUCAGCUCUCUGAUCCCACCUAUAGGUCAAAGUCUAGAACUGCACACUGAUAUUAAUACUACACACUGUAUAUUUUAACAGGUUGUUCUUAACUUCAUAGUGGCAUUUGAUAAUAUUUACGAUUAUAUAUAUAUAUUGUUUUAUAUGUUUUAUAUUAGUUUUCUCCAUUCAGCUUUUUUUUUUUAAUUUUUACAUAUUUUUGUAUUUGUGUUAUUAAUGUUUGUACUGUAUGUUGAGUUCAAGCUGUUUUUCUUAUGUUUCCCAUUAAUCAUUGGUUGAACAGGUGUCUGCACACACUGAAUGGUCUUUAUAAAUAUUCAAGAUCAUUUUAAGUUUAUUAUAUAAUCAUUAAAAAAACGCUUAAAACUUUUGAGUUUUGGUUUUAUUGAAACAGAAAAAAGGACUUGUGUGUUUUAUGAUGGAUCAGAGGCUUUAACAUCAGCAAGUGUAAGAUUUGUUUGUAUGUAAAUAAACAUGCUCGGAAUGAGCCAAACACUGCUCAUGUGUUAUUAAAAUGUUUGUGUAUUCUAAUCUUGAUCGUUUUAGACUUUAAUCCCUUUCUUACCAUGUUUCUUAUGUUACGGCUUCAUUGCCACAAUUUUUAGGUUUAUACUUUAUAAUUACUUGCCAUUUUAAAAGAAAAUUUCUCUCUUUACUCCAGGCUUUGUGGCCUCCACAGUAUGUUAAAUAUGUUAAAGAGUUAACUCUGUACUUGUAUGAUUUGGAAAAUUAGCACUAUCAUAUGAAUGUUGGAACUAUUUCAUUAAUCCAUUAAUGGUAAAGCUCAUUCUGUGUUUUUUUUUUUUUUUUUUUUGUCUGUGUGUUGACGAAGGUGCAACCAGCAUGCAAUGAAAUGUUAGACUUAU
Melanotaenia boesemani (Boeseman's rainbowfish) is the source of this 2122-nucleotide messenger RNA. RefSeq names its product junctional adhesion molecule 2b (gene jam2b). Gene Ontology annotation, biological process: leukocyte tethering or rolling. NCBI's taxonomy places the organism in Eukaryota, Metazoa, Chordata, Actinopteri, Atheriniformes, Melanotaeniidae. Gene Ontology annotation, cellular component: cell surface; protein complex involved in cell adhesion; tight junction. The coding region runs from base 83 to 967 and encodes 294 amino acids. The transcript has 10 exons. The record is from RefSeq and is a predicted model, not a curated record.